AUGGCGAUCAUGUGGACUUUAGUAGUCUUCAGCUUGCUACACUUCAACCCAGAUCGGGCAGAUUCUUUUCAGAAUCCCGUGGUCUUUGAAGAUUUCGCCGACAACGACGUCACAGUUGGCCCUGAUGGACUAUACUAUUUUUCUGCCUCAAACAUGCACUACAGCCCGGGCGCGCCUGUUCUGAAAUCCGGAGACCUUGUUAACUGGGAACUCAUCGGUCACUCUGUCCCUACUCUCGACUUCGGAGAACGUUACAAUUUGACAAAUGGACAUGCAUAUCGUGGAGGUACAUGGGCCUCUACCAUGCGGUUCCGCGAGAGUACUGGGCUUUGGUAUUGGAUUGGUUGUGUUGAUUUCUAUUAUACCUACGUUUAUACCGCCAAGGAUGCCGCUGGACCAUGGACUAGGGCGGCUGUGCUUCCCGGAGGAACAUGCUACUAUGAUUGUGGUCUCUUAAUAGACGACGAUGAUACGAUGUACGUGGUAUACGGUUCUACGGAUGUAUCUGUGGCCCAACUAUCCGAGGAUGGGCUCAGCGAAGCGCAGGCCAAACAUGUCUUCAGCGCUUCAGACGUAGGGAAAGACGCGAUUGAGGGGAACCGAAUGUACAAGAAAGAUGGCCUUUACUACAUCCUUGAUGACCAUCCAGGCGAUAUCACAUAUAUCUGGAAGUCUGAUAGCCCCUGGGGUCCAUAUGAGAGCAAGAUACUCGUCAAUGGCGUCAAGACCCCUCUUGCAAGUGGAGGGGGCGCACCUCACCAAGGAAGUCUUGUUAAAGCUUCAACUGGAGACUGGUACUAUAUGUCCUUCACAUGGGCAUACCCCAACGGCCGUAUACCAGUUUUAGCUCCUGUCAAGUGGGAAGAUGAUGGCUUCCCUUCUUUCGUCGCAGACGGAUCUGGUGGAUGGGGCUCCUCUUAUCCGGCGCCACUUCCACUAAAAACUGUUCAAAGUUGGACUCGCACUGACACAUUUGAUGGAGAUUCUUUGACACCCGAUUGGGAAUGGAAUCACAAUCCGGACGAGACCAAGUACAAAGUUGGCGAUGGCGGCAUCACCUUAUCCACUGUAACCGUAACAGAUGACUUCUACGCAGCACGUAACACGCUAACCCAUCGAGUUCACGGCGAGUUUCCCGUUGGCACCCUUGAAGUCGAUUUCAGCAAAAUGGCCGAUGGCGAUCGAUUUGGUCUCGCGGCUUUCCGUGAUCGCACCGCUUAUAUUGGUGUCUAUCGCACUGGAGCGGAUUACACUUUGACCGUUGUCCACAACAUUACUCAAGAUGAAUCCUCACUGAAUACGACUGGUAAUGGGAAUGUAGUUGCUACAGAAACGAACAUCCCCUCGGACAAGACCUUAUGGCUUCGAGCAUCGUUGGAUGCGCGUGCGAGCGGUACAUACGCUGCCAACUUCUCUUACAGCACCGACGGGCAAGAGUUUACUCAACUAGGAGAGCCGUAUACCAUGUAUACUGGAUGGUCUUAUUUCAUGGGUUAUCGCUUUGGAAUCUUCAAUUACGCCACCAAAGAACUUGGUGGUUCAGUCCGAGCCCUUUCGUUUACAAGCGCCUAA
Messenger RNA from Annulohypoxylon maeteangense, 1572 nucleotides. RefSeq names its product glycoside hydrolase family 43 protein. Gene Ontology annotation, molecular function: hydrolase activity, hydrolyzing O-glycosyl compounds. The coding region runs from base 1 to 1572 and encodes 523 amino acids. Lineage: Eukaryota; Fungi; Ascomycota; Sordariomycetes; Xylariales; Hypoxylaceae. Gene Ontology annotation, biological process: carbohydrate metabolic process. The transcript has 2 exons. The record is from RefSeq and is a predicted model, not a curated record.